Molecule: messenger RNA, 1339 nt
Organism: Rubroshorea leprosula
Lineage: Eukaryota; Viridiplantae; Streptophyta; Magnoliopsida; Malvales; Dipterocarpaceae
Source: the annotation of a GenBank genome assembly
GGUCGUCAAGUCAACCUUAAAGGGAAAGGCCUUACGCCUUAGGCUUUCUCAGUCCACAAAUGGAGAAGAUAGAGCACACGACGGUCUCUACUAAUGGCAUUAACAUGCAUGUCGCCUCCAUAGGCACUGGUCCCGUCAUCCUCUUCCUCCACGGCUUUCCCCAACUCUGGUACUCCUGGCGCAACCAGCUCCUCGCUUUCUCCUCUCUCGGCUACCGUGCCAUCGCCCCCGAUCUUCGCGGCUACGGCGACACCGAUGCGCCCCCAUCGGCCACUUCUUACACCUCGUUCCACGUUGUCGGGGACCUGGUCGGCCUGCUUGACGCGCUUGGUGUGGAGAAGGUGUUUUUGGUCGGUCACGAUUGGGGCGCGAUUAUUGCUUGGCAUUUUUGCUUGUUUAGGCCUGAUAGAGUCAAGGCUUUGGUGAACUUGAGCGUGCCCUUCACCCGCAGGAACCCCAAGGUGAAGCCCAUCGACGGAUACAGGGCAGUGUUUGGCAAUGAUUUCUACAUGUGCAGGUUUCAGGAGCCUGGAGAGGCGGAAGAAGACUUUGCUAAGGUUGAUACUCCAAGAUUAAUGAAGACCUUACUUUCAAUGCGUGAUCCCAGUCCACCUUGUUUUCCUAAAGAAAUAGGAUUCAGUGGAUUACCUGAACCUCCGGCAUUGCCCUCUUGGCUUUCUGAGGAAGAUGUCAAUUAUUAUGCCAGCAAACUUGACCAGAAGGGGUUCACUGGUGGGCUGAACUAUUACAGAGCUAUGAACCUAACCUGGGAACUGAUGGCGCCAUGGACUGGAGUUCAAAUCAAAGUACCAGUUAAGUUCAUUGUUGGCGACCUGGAUGUUACCUAUCAUUUCCAUGGAGUCAAAGAAUACAUACAUGGAGGUGGCUUCAAGAAAGAUGUGCCAUUGUUGGAGGAAGUGAUUGUAAUGGAAGGAGCAGCCCACUUUAUCAACGAAGAAAAGCCUGAGGAAAUCAACGCUUAUAUUUAUGACUUCAUCAAGAAAUUCUAAUCUUGAUUUACCUCUGGCUUGUGAUGUCCCUUGAAAGCUUUUAAAAGCUUUUAUCUCUAAAGUCAAUAAUACAGGGAGUUUAUGGUGCAUCAUCUCCGGACUAAUUAACUUUGGUACUUUCUGUGGUACUUCCUGCAAUUUAUGCUUUAUCGUUGGUCUGUUUAAAGUUUAAACGCGCACACUUGCUUCCAGGUGAAGAUCUAAAAAGUUCAUGUAAGCAUUUUUAGUUUUACACCAAAAGAAUACUUUUGGAGUUAGUAUGGAACAGGACUUCUCCAAACAGUUCUUUAUGCGCAUGUCUUUCCCCCAAAUAAAUUUGAUGACAUUUA